This is a messenger RNA of Apis mellifera (honey bee), 1743 nucleotides long. RefSeq names its product alpha-glucosidase (gene Hbg2). NCBI's taxonomy places the organism in Eukaryota, Metazoa, Arthropoda, Insecta, Hymenoptera, Apidae. The record is from RefSeq and is marked provisional. Gene Ontology annotation, biological process: carbohydrate metabolic process.
AUGUUUCGAGCGACGAUAGUUACGGUCGCUUGCCUCUUGCUCGCCGCGUCUCCGAUCGAUUGCGUGGACGCCAAUUGGUACAAAAAUGCUCUCGUGUACCAAAUCUAUCCGAGGAGUUUCCAAGACAGCGACGGGGACGGUAUAGGCGAUUUGAACGGGAUCACGGCCCGGAUGGAUCACAUAGCCGACAUAGGGGCGGACGCUCUCUGGUUGUCGCCCAUCUACAAGAGUCCCCAGGUCGAUUUCGGCUACGACAUCUCCAACUUCACGGACGUGGACCCGGUUUACGGCACUCUGGCAGAUUUCGACAGGCUCGUGAGAAGGGCGAAAUCUCUCGGUUUGAAGGUGAUACUCGACUUCGUGCCCAAUCACAGUUCCCACGAGCAUCCGUGGUUCAAGAAGAGCGUCCAAAGGAUCAAACCGUACGACGAGUACUACGUGUGGCGGGACGCGAGGAUCGUGAACGGGACCAGGCAACCGCCCAACAAUUGGCUCAGCGUCUUCUGGGGUUCGGCGUGGCAAUGGAACGAGGAACGAAAGCAGUACUAUCUUCACCAGUUCGCGACCGGCCAACCGGAUCUGAAUUACAGGAGCGCCGCGUUGGAUCAGGAGAUGAAGAACGUGUUGACGUUCUGGAUGAACAGGGGGGUGGACGGUUUCCGGAUCGACGCCAUCAACCACAUGUUCGAGGACGCGAGGCUGUUGGACGAGCCGAGCGCCAACAGGACCGACCUGUCCAAGGACGAUUACGAAAGCUUGGUCCACUUGUACACGAGGGAUCAAAGCGAGACGUACGACGUGUUGAGAAGUUGGAGAAACCUCAUGGACGAGCACUCGAAUCGCACCAACUCCGACCCCAGGAUGAUCCUCACCGAGGCUUACACAGAGUUCAAUUUGACGAUCAAGUAUUACAAGUCCGGAUCCACGGUCCCGUUCAACUUUAUGUUCAUCGCGGAUCUCAACAACCAGUCGACCGCCUCGGACUUCAAACAGCUGAUCGACAGAUGGGUGGCGAACGUGCCGAAUGGGAGCGUUACCAAUUGGGUCUCGGGCAAUCACGACAAUCACCGCGUCGCCUCGAGAUUCGGCAGGCAAAGGGGCGACGAGAUCGUGAUGCUGACGUUGACUUUGCCCGGCAUAGGGGUUGUUUACAAUGGGGACGAGAUCGGGAUGGAGGACAGGUGGUUCACGUACCAGGAGACCGUAGACCCGGCCGGUUGCAACGCCGGCCCAGCCAGAUAUUACUUGAAAUCCAGGGAUCCAGAGAGGACUCCGUAUCAAUGGGACAACAGCACGAGCGCCGGAUUCUCCCAAACGAACAAAACUUGGCUACCCGUCAACGAAAAUUACAAGUCUUUGAAUCUUGCCGCUCAAAAGAGGGAAUAUUAUUCCCAUUACGUGGCGUUCAAGUCCUUGUCGUAUCUGAAGAAGCAGCCGGUGAUCGCGAACGGGAGCUUGGAGGUGGACGUGAUCGAUGGAAGGGUUCUGAGCGUGAAACGGGAAUUGGGUAACGACACGGUGAUAGUUAUGAUGAAUUUCUCCAAAAAUCCCGUCACUGUCAACCUCACCAAGCUGCAUCCACCUGCCGAUCUCGUCGUUUACGCUUGCAACGUUGUCGGCUCCGGUCUCAGCCACGGCAACUGGAUCUAUCCGGCCUCGAUGACUAUCCCCGGAUCUAACUCAGCCGUAUUCACCAAUUACAAAUUGUAUUGGCGAUAUUGGCAAGGUGUAGACUGGUUGUAA